Molecule: messenger RNA, 671 nt
Organism: Anopheles arabiensis
Lineage: Eukaryota; Metazoa; Arthropoda; Insecta; Diptera; Culicidae
Gene: ND-B14
Product: NADH dehydrogenase [ubiquinone] 1 alpha subcomplex subunit 6
Exons: 2
Coding region: 105-479 (124 amino acids)
Biological process (GO): response to oxidative stress
Source: RefSeq, a predicted model, not a curated record
AAAAAAACAACACAACUGUCACAACAUUCGACUGCUGCGAGAUUGCUGCUGGUUGAAUUCCAAAUUUUCCAUUCGUCCUCCGGAUUUCUGCCAACCACCCGAGCAUGGCUAGCCGCGAAGCCGUACGCCGGACGGUACAGUCCGUGCGGCCGAUCCUGUCCGUCGACCGUGAGGAGGCCCGCAAGCGCGUCCUCAACCUCUACAAGGCCUGGUAUCGCCAGAUUCCGUACAUCGUGAUGGACUAUGACAUCCCGAAGUCGGUGGAGCAGUGCCGGGAGAAGCUGCGCGAAGAGUUCCUGAAGCACAAGAACGUCAGCGACAUUCGCGUGAUCGAUAUGCUCGUCAUCAAGGGCCAGAUGGAGCUGAAGGAAUCGGUCGAGAUCUGGAAGCAGAAGGCACACAUCAUGCGCUACUGGAAGGAGAGCCAGGAACCGAAACCAACGGACUUCCUGUCGAAAUUCUUGUCCGGCCAGAACUGAACCAGUCCUCCAGGCCUGACCCAUUUGUGGAAUAUAGUGUAGGAAGCGCAGUCGUGCGAUACUGAACUGGGUGUAAAUAAAGGACAAAAGGAAAACGAACACCCCCUUUUCUCGACACCCUCCUCGUCGUAGUGCAAUUGUUGCGACGCUCUUGCUUAGGUGGACAAUGCAUAAUUAAACAAACGUUUUCUA